AUGAUCGAGUAUGCAACGCAAAUGGGAGUAAUGUCGGGUCUGGAUAUAUGGUACGCGGUCACGCGAAGAACCGAUGUUAUUUUGAUGGUCGGCCGGCUAUUCCAGAACGGUCGCGUUAGCGCUCUCCACCAAAGUACUUGGAGGAUAAGACCAGGUCUCGAUCAGGGCUCCGAUAAACGCUCCAAAAUGAUGAAGCUAGUAAAUCUAGUACACUGA
Molecule: messenger RNA, 216 nt
Organism: Penicillium chermesinum
Lineage: Eukaryota; Fungi; Ascomycota; Eurotiomycetes; Eurotiales; Aspergillaceae
Exons: 1
Coding region: 1-216 (71 amino acids)
Source: RefSeq, a predicted model, not a curated record